GUACACAUUUAUAUUAUGUUCAGAUUCUAAAAGUUUUAUACUUCAUGUUUGAAAAAGAAGCGGAAAAGGAGAAAAACUAUUGCGCAGCUAUUCCGCUACUCUCACUUCUUUUUAAACAUACCAAUGUGUACAUUGGUGGGACGCACUUGAGUGCUGAGUGUCAAGUGCGAGAAGCGACUAUAAAUUCGAUCCUUAUUCUCGGCGCAGUAAGUAUAGUCUAGAGGGCGCCAAAAAUUGCGAACUUUCUUCGGCCGCGAGGUCCCAUAAGGUUGCCAUUCUUUACUAAUAUCUACUCGGUGGUAAAAGAUUCAAAUAGAAAUUAAUUUCUCCCACGACAACAGACGAUCGACAAACUUAAUGAUAGUGAAUUAACGGAUUCGUUGAAAUUCCAUUAAAAUACUUUCUAAAGGAAGAAAUUUUAACAUCGAGAUUCCAAAAUUACGCGGCUGACCGCUGCUUUCACUAUUUAUGAUAAAAAUCCAUUGAGAAUCAACGAUUCUCCUAUUCUUAAAUGUAGUGAAAUGUUUUUAAUAUAAGUGACCAAAUGAAAAAAUUCCAGGAAUUUUACAUUAUCCAGGAGACAUCUGUGAAUUUUUUCAAUAGAUUUCAGUUAUUGUAAUCGGAGAUAUUAUAAUAAUGAUGAAAAUUGCAAAUAGAUACAUGCUGAUAUGGACGAAUUCAUAAUUUCGCUAAUUCUUUUUGAAUGGAAGCUGCACUCUAAAAAUCUGAAAAGAUUCUAUAAUGUACAGCAUAGCCAAUAGUAUAUCUUUGAAUAUUUUCGAAAUUCUGACUACAUCAAAACUGGAGAAAAAAAAUAGGAAUUACAUAAAAAUUCAUUACUUAUGAAUGUAUUAUAUUUAUCUUGUAUACAAACGCGUAGAGAAUUAAGGCUCUGAGGGGGUGGGGUUGAGGCUAUAUAUAGGGGUACACUGUCAGCCUGGGGUAUCAGUCGGUUCCCAGUUCUGGCCGCACCUGCUCAGGAUCCAAUAAUUAUAAAAAUGUUGCGGCUGAUUGUGGCUAUAUCUGCGAUGCUGAUGUUAUCAGCGGGUCAGUUUCAACCCUCUGGAAGAGUUCUAGAUCCGCCGGUACCAGCCCUUUGCGCCCAGAGAGUGAUUCACGAGCGUUUCAAUGGUAAAGGAUACUACUAUUCAUGGGCAGACCCGAGAACCAGCGGCCAGGAAGUCGACUGGUUGUCCGGCAGGAACUUCUGCAGGCAAAGGUGCAUGGACCUCGUGUCGUUGGAAACCUCGGCCGAGAACGAGUUCAUCAAAAGUCGCAUCGUUCAAAACAACGUGAAGUACAUUUGGACUUCCGGCCGCCUAUGCGACUUCAAAGGAUGCGACAGGCCUGACCUGCAGCCGUUGCACAUAAACGGUUGGUUCUGGACCGCGGAGCUACAAAAGUUGGCCCCUACCACCGACAGGUCCCAGAACGACUGGUCUGAGAGCGGCGGCAUCGGCAAGCCGCAGCCGGACAACAGGGAGGCCGUUCAACAAGGCGGCGCCCCCGAAAACUGCUUGGCCGUGUUGAACCAAUUUUACAACGACGGGGUCAACUGGCACGACGUCGCCUGUCACCACAAGAAGCCGUGGGUCUGCGAGGAGAACGAAUCUCUCCUUAGAUACGUGCGAUUCACGAAUCCGAACGUACGCGUCUAAUCAACUUUUGACCCUUCAAUCUUUCAGUGCUGAAAUCGACGUUCUUUAUUCUCGAUUUUUUCGUUUUUCUCAAUUACUCCUAAACUACUAAACUACGAGAGCUAGAGGAAAAUUUUAAAGGAAAUCAUUUGUAAGCGACAGUUACAGCUACAACUUCUGUUUGGAAGUCUUUUUCCUGGAAUCAAUAAUUAAUGAAUUAUCGAGGAGAAACGGUAAUUUAGAAUGAUAAUUUUAGAUCAAUGAUGAUACGUUAAUUUAGCACUGAGGAUUAAUUAGAACGGGCGAUUCGUUGAUUUAUUUACAAAUAGAUGUACAAUUAUUAUAAGUAAAUUAUUUCACCUAUGUAAGAUGAUUGUUCAGGCGAUCGAAUAUUUAAAUAUACAAUACAAUAUUUAAACUGUC
Messenger RNA from Ceratina calcarata, 2060 nucleotides. RefSeq lists its product as uncharacterized. Lineage: Eukaryota; Metazoa; Arthropoda; Insecta; Hymenoptera; Apidae. The record is from RefSeq and is a predicted model, not a curated record. The coding region runs from base 999 to 1658 and encodes 219 amino acids. The transcript has 5 exons.